Molecule: messenger RNA, 894 nt
Organism: Ambispora leptoticha
Lineage: Eukaryota; Fungi; Glomeromycota; Glomeromycetes; Archaeosporales; Ambisporaceae
Source: the annotation of a GenBank genome assembly
AUGAGUCAAAUCCUAACGCUAACAGCAUUACUCGUUAUUUCUUUUUAUGUGACUUUUUCAUCUUCUAUCUCGAUUCCUAAAUAUGAUAAAUUAUUAGUGUUUGGUGAUUCCUAUUCUGAUGAUGGAAAUGUGUACAAAUUAUCGAAUGGAACUUGGCCACCUCCCUUCUAUUUUAAAGGUGGAUUCUCGAAUGGUCCACUUUGGACAGCUUUUCUAUCUCAAAGUCUUUCGGCUCAAUUAGAGAAUUACGCAUAUGGAGGUGCGACUGCCGAUGAUGACUUUAUUCAAGGUUAUUCCGGAGCAGAUGGAACGCUCAAAGUUCCAGGAUUAAAACGGCAAGUUGAGGCUUUCUCUGCUAAGCUUUCUAACGGAACCGAUCUUAGUCACAGUCUAGCUGUGGUUUGGUUAAUAGGGAAUGAUUAUCUUAAUACCAACUGGACAGCUGCCCCCUCGAAUGUAAUAGCAAGAUCAGCUUUAUCUUGGUAUCUUUUGUAUCAAAAAGGAGUUCGAAAUUUUUUAUUGCCAAACAUGCCCGAUGUCUCGCUUUUUCCAUACUUCAAAGGGUCAGAUCCAUCUUAUCUCGCUAUAAUCAAAGACGUUUAUCAAAAAAAUAACGCAGAACUCAAAAAAUCGAUCGACACCUUCAAACAAGCAAAGCCUGAUGUUAAAGUCUAUGAUUUCCAAACCGAUCAAUUUUGGGUGUAUUAUCGACAGGUGCAAGCUUCUAGACUUGGCGUCACAGAUUUCGUAGAUGCGUGUGCGAGUACUUACGAGAAUAAACCGUUAACUAUUUGUUCCAAUCCGGAUAGUUAUUUCUAUUGGGAUGACUUUCACCCUGAAGCAAAAACUGAGCAAGCUCUUGCGGCUGCUUUUUAUGCGUCAUUGGGUAAUUAA